This is a messenger RNA of Mercurialis annua (annual mercury), 1186 nucleotides long. RefSeq lists its product as uncharacterized. The record is from RefSeq and is a predicted model, not a curated record. Bases 352 to 936 code for a protein of 194 amino acids. NCBI's taxonomy places the organism in Eukaryota, Viridiplantae, Streptophyta, Magnoliopsida, Malpighiales, Euphorbiaceae. Gene Ontology annotation, molecular function: zinc ion binding. The transcript has 2 exons.
AAAGAGUAGCGCAAUUAUUCUGCUCUGCACCAAGACACUCAAACACAACAGCAGCGGUUUCAUUUUCAGUCGCCAACACUGUCUUCAAAACUGACACAAAGAUAUUCAGAUUUCAGACACACAAAUACGAAAAAAAAAACAUUAAAAUUAAUAUUACUAUUUGAUUUCAGUUUUUUAUAAAAUUUCUCAUAAUUCCCUUCUAGUUGAACCCAAUGCUUCUUUAAACUUCUAAAAAACUCUAAAAAGUUUUGAUCUUUAGCAUAUCAUUUCUUUAUUUUUCUGUUCUUGUUUUAACCAAAGUUUUGAUCUUUGGUUCAGUUUCAUCAAUUUUCUCAUCUGGGUGUCUAAAAGAUGUCAAAUUUAAACCCAACUUCCCAAACCACCUCAGACCACCGCCACCAUUUGAGCCAGAGUAGUAACAGCAGUGACAAUGACAUGUCACUUUCCGGUGAGAUUGGGGCCCACAGAGACUCUUCAGUGUCGGAUUGCUUGUCGGAGAUUGACUUAGAGAGUGGCAAUUUGGAAAAUAGAGUGCAUUUGGGUGGUAGUAAAACUGAAAGAGACUGUAGAAUUUGCCAUUUGGGUUUAAGAAGUUAUGGUCAAGAGAACGGUUUGGCUACUGAGUUGGGUUGUUCUUGUAAAGGUGACUUGGGUGCUGCUCAUAAAAAAUGUGCAGAGACUUGGUUCAAGAUUAAGGGUAACACGAUAUGUGAGAUCUGUGGUGCCACUGCACUCAACAUCUCUAAUAAACAAGCAAACGAAGCACAGGGUGGGGCCGUAGUUGUUACAACAGCACCAGUAGCGGUAGCGGCGCCUGUAAUUCUGGUGGAAACACGAACAUUUUGGCAUAGCCGCCGCGUUAUGAAUUUCUUGCUGGCCUGCAUGGUGUUUGCAUUUAUCAUUUCUUGGCUUUUCCACUUUAAAGUCCUUUCAUGAAAGAUUAAGUGGGACUUUCUGUCAAGUGGGUGUUUUAUUCCUACUUAUCUACACUUAUCAACCAAGAAAAAGUAGCUUGAGAAGAUCUGAUUCUAAUUUUGAAAAGUUGUCUUGAUGCUUUAUUCUUACAUAUCCUUAAUUAGCUUGUUUCAUUUGUACUUGUACCAUAAUGUAUAGAUUCUGGUUAUCUCUACUGUAAAACUGUCAAGUUCGGUUUGAUUCACAAGAUUCAGGUAUUUGAUUUCUGCUA